AUGCUCGGUUCGACAAAAGCGGCGUCUGCUGUCGCUUCGUCUUCUGCUGCCGGCGUUGCGGGUGGUUCCAGCGGUGGGGGUGGGUUCUCUGCGGUUGCUGCUAAGGCUGUACCGUUGGGUCGGUCCGGCUCGUAUAAAUCGACGGCUCUGGCGAUCGGAGCAGGAAGCAAGGGGGGAUUGGGAUUGGGAGCUGGGGGCGGUGAGAGAGGCAAGGACGGCGGGGAGAGCGCGAGAGCAGGAGAGGAACGAGGGAAAGAAGGGGGGGCAGGAGCAGGGGUAGCAGCAAGAUCUGCAGGCAUAGCAGGACCAGCAGGGUUUGGAGGGAGGAAAGACGGGGGAACGGAGGGCUCAGGCAAAGGGGGUGAGAAGAAGGGAGAGGAGGCGAGGAAAGGUACAGGUGGAGGAGGAGGUGGAGGAGGUGGGGGAGGAGGUGAAGGGAGUGGAGGAGUGCGGGAGAGAGAGGGCGGGGAAAGGGAGGACGGGGACAGAGAGGAGGGUGCCAGGCGUAGAAAGAAGAGGCGAGUAGCGAGGUUUUUGGAGGAGGAAGAGGAGGAUGAGGAGGAGAAGGAUCGGAGGUUCAUUGCUUCGGAUGAUGAGGAUGAAAUGGAUGUGGGUGGGAGCAGCAGAGGAGGAAGGGGAGGAGACGCGCGGUACAGAUCGUGGAAGGAAGGAGGAACAGAGGAAGGUGCCGAGGAAGGUUCGGAAGAAGGUGCGGAGGGAGGGUUGUACGGGGAAGAGGAAGAGGAGGAGGAGGAUGAGCAGGUGGCUGGGUGGGACAGCGUGUGUUAUAUCUGUGAUGAUGGUGGUGACUUGGUGUGCUGUGAUGGUCCAUGUAUGAGAUCUUUCCAUGUGGAACCAGAUGAUGAGGAGGAGAAGCGGAGGGACAAGUUCCACUGCCCGACUAUUGGACUGACGGACAGUGAGGUGCAUGAGAAGGAGACCUGGCUGUGCCCGAAUUGUGCAUCAAUGUCUGCCAGAGCUGCUGCUGCCGCUGCUGCUGAAUCAUCCUGGUCAGCACAGGAGAAAGGACAAGCAGCAGCAGCAGGAGCUGCGGCAGGGGGAGCAGCAGGAGCGGUGGGGGAGAAGGGGAAGGGGAGGAAGAGGUCGUGGAUUGAGAGGGAGAGGGAGGAGAGGGAGGCGGCUCUGAGGGCGAUGGAUAGCAUAGGAGGCAUUCAAAGCCGCAAGGGCGGGCUCACUCACAAGGAGAUGGCGCAGAGCUGGAACAAAGGCAAGGCCCCACGGCACAUGUUUCAGUAUCCCUGCGACCUGGACGCGUCUAGAGCUCGCCUGAGCAAGAUAUUCGAGGAUGCAGCGAAGCAGGUCACAGAACAGACGGCCAAGGCCGGCCUUGCCGUCCCACGCAUGUAUCAGCACUGCCACAACAACGCAGGCUCUGGCUCGGGCGGCAACGGGGGCGGCAAUGCGGGCGGCAACAACAACAACAACCAGGGCGGCAACCCUCGGAAGAUAGCGCUAAGCAAGCUCGAAUCAAUCCUCCACGCAGGGGAAAAGGCUCGGAAUUUCUUAGCCAAGGAGCUGGAGCAAGCAGGGGUGUUGUCAGCCCAAGCGCUGCAGCAGGCAAUGGGUCUCUGCCCGAAGAUGCAGCUGCAGCAGCUGAACGUUAUCGGGAGCACCUUGCGGGUAUACCUCUCCCCGUACGUUCACGGGCAGCGGUACACUUCAUUCGGGCGGCAUUUCACGAUGCCCGAGAAGCUUAACGAGGUGGUGGAGCGGCUGGUGCCUUAUAUGGAGGAUGGGGACGUGCUGGUGGAUUUCUGCUGCGGGGCGAACCACUUCUCGCUGAUCGCAAGGCAUCGGCUGGAGGAGGCGGGGAAGCGGUGUGGGUUUGCCAACUUUGACAUCAUGCGGCCUCCCAAUGAGUUCUGCUUCGUCAAACGAGAUUGGUUCUCAGUCAAGAGGAACCAGCUACCCCAAGGCAAUCGCCUCAUCAUGGGCCUCAACCCGCCCUUCGGUGUGCGAGGGCAACUCGCUUCGAAUUUUUCGGGCCGUGCGGCCUCCGUCUUUCGACCCAAGCUCAUCAUUCUCAUUGUCCCCCCGGAGACGCGACAACUGGGCCCACUUGGGUAUACGCUACUGUGGAGGGACGAGAAGAUUUUCGAGAAUCGCGCGUUCUACUUGCCAGGGUCGCAUGAUAAGGACAACAAGACAAUGAAUCAAUGGAAUAAUAUCCCUCCGCCAUUAUACCUCUGGUGCCGCAAUGACCUCGUCCACCGCUACGGUCCGUUGGCGGACCGGCUCGGGCACACAAGGGGCCUCUUCUCUUCUCCACGGCCCAUGCCUCCCUCGUUGCUUGCAGAGCUCAAAGUUGCAACCUCCAUUUCCACCACAGGACUCGACCCUGCUUCCAUCGCUGCUGCUGAAUCGCAAGCUCUGAUACUUCUCGGACCUAACAUCUGGGCUCGGGCUGGCUGUGGCUUGGCCGAGGGAAGAGCUUCGGGAGAUGAUAUUGGGGGUGGUGAUGAAGGCGGUGGUGUUGCUGGUGGUGGUGAUGGUGAUGAUGCUGCUGCUGCUGCUGUUGGUAACGGGGAUGGAGGGCAGCAGCUAUAUUUGGAAGAGAGGGGGAAUGAAGGAAGGGAGAUGGUUGGGCUGGAUGUCCUGGGCAUUGAUAAGGGCGGAGGAGGAGGAGAGGGAGAUCUGGAGGGUAGAAAGAUGGUGGGGAUGAAGCAGCUACGGAGGGAGGAGGAGGAUAUGAAUGUGGAACGAAUUGUGAAGGUGAAGCAGGAGUAUGAUAAUAUGGGUGAGAAAGGAGUGGGUGGUAGGGGUGGGAUUGAUGGGGGCAGGUUGGGAGGCGAGAGGUUGGGAGCCGAGAGGGGGUUGGUGGUUGGUGAUUUGAGUCCGAGGGUAAAAGUUGAGAUAGGGAGUGAGAAGAGAGAUGAGGAUGGGAGGAAGGAGACUGAGAAAGAGAAGAAGGAUAGGGAGAGGAAGGAGAGGAAGGAGAAGGAAAGGGAGAGGGAUAGGGAGAGGGAGGAGAGAUUGAGGAGGAAGGAGAGGGAGAGGGAGAAGGAAAGGGAGAAGGAGAGGAAAAGGGAGAAGGAGAGGGAGAGGGAGAGAGAAAAGGAGGGGGAGGUGCAGAAGGAGAGAAUGGAGGGUCAUGGUAGAGAGGGAGAGGAGAAGGGUACAAUUAGUGAGAAGGGGGAGGAGAGAGCUGCCAAGGAUACUAGGGACAAGGACGGGCAGAAGGUCGAGGGGGAAGGGAGGGAGGGUAGAGAGAAGAGAGAGGGGAGGGAGGCAAGAGAGGGGAGAGAGGGAAAAGAAGGGAAGGAUGGGAAGGAUGGGAAGGACAGAAGAGGUCACGAUGAAGAGAGGACAGCAGCAGACCGUCAGAAAGAAAGGGAGAGGGAGAAGGAGAGGGAGAAGGGGAGGGAGAGGGACAGGGAGAGGGAGAAGGAGAAGGAGAGGGAGCGGGAGAGGGAGAGGGAGAAGGAGAGGGUUCGGGAAAAGGUGAGACAGGACGAAAUUGCAGAGAUGGGGCGAAGGAGAGAGGUGAGGCGAGAGGAGUGGAGGAGGGAGGAGGAGCAGUGGGCAGGGGGUGUGGGGAGGGCAGGCAGGUCCCGGAGGGGUGAGUCUGAGGCUAUGCAGAGCUGGGCGGAGCAGCAGCAGCAGCAGCACAGGCGUGGAUCACUGUCAGGGAGGCUGGAAGGAGAGAGGGGUGUGUAUGGAGGGGAGCGGGGGCGAUACGAGAGAGAGAGGGGCCGGCAGGAGGAGGGAGGGCUUGUGAGGAAGGGCUAUGAUGAGGGGCGUGACAGGGGCUAUGUUAGAGACCGCGGGCGAAGCGCAGAGAGAGGAGUUGAUGGUUGGCUGGAGAGGGGCGGUGAUAGAGGUGUUGAGAGGGGUGUUGAUGGGAGUCAGUACGAUGCGAGGGAUCGUGAGCAUCGGUAUAUGCGAGGGAGGGAUGUGGAUGGGGGAGAGAGAAGGGAAGGGGGGUAUGAGGAGCAGGGGGGUGGAGAGGAGGCGUGGAACGAGCGGGGAGGGAGAGAGUAUCGAGAUGCGGAGGAGAGGGGGCAGAGGGAGCAGGAAGCGGCAGAAGGAAGAGAAGCAGGAGAGUUUGCCUUGGAUGCACCACCGGCACCGCGCGGCCCGCACCCCCCCAUGUUCGUCAGCUCUCAAAACUCCCUCUCAGGCGCCAUCAGAGUCCCCAUCUCGUUUGGUGCGCUCUCUGCGGCCAACAAUGUUCCCUUGGGCGGUCAGGGCAUGCAGGGGAGAGUGAUGUCUGCUGUGCCUCCUGGGUUCGGGCCGGACGAAGGCCAGCAGGGGGGCUUCAUGCUCCCUGGGGAAGGAGAAGGCGGCUUGAGGCAGCAUGAGCAGCUGUCGCAGCGAGCUGGCGGUCCGGGGGGUGCUGCUGUACUCGUUAGUAGCUCAGGCCGCAUCCUGAGAGGAGCCGACCAGAUGGAGAGCUUCCUGCGCAAUGCAGAGCGGAUGGAAGCGGCAAGAGCAGCAACCGGAGGAGCCGAGCAGAUGGAGAAUUUCCUGCGCAACGCAGAGAGGCUUGAGGCGGGAGGAGGAGCGGCAGGCGGAGGAGGGGCAGGAGGAGGGGGAGAAGGGGGACCUGCGAUGGCUGGUGGUGGUUUGAGCUCGCCCAUUCCACCCAUGCAUCAUCAGCUGCAGUUUGCAGCAGCAGAGGGUGGAUUGGGUGCUGGUGAUGCAGGGAGGGGGGAUUUCAGCAGCUUUCUCCGCAAUGCAGAGCGGUUGGAAGCGGUGCAUGCGGGGAGAUAUGCGGAGAUGCGCGGUAUGAGUGACAUGGGUGGGGGCAUGGGUGGGGGCAUGGGUGGGCUGCAAGGCGAGCUAGCAGGCGGCAUGAGAAGCGCAUCCAUGGGACCCAUGGGGCCUGUGAUCCGCACGCAUAUACCCCCGUUCGACCCGCAUACGCCCCCACCACCUCACAUGACUCUUCGUGGUCCCAUCCCUCCGGGCUUUGAAGACGGACCCCCCUUUUCAGAGCCGCGAUUCGGAGCAAGACCGCCUCACAUGCAGCAGCAGCUGGGGGAUCCUAUGGAACCUCUGACAGAUGUUGCGCCGGUGACCGUGCGCAUGGUCGGCACGCAUCGCGUGAUGGUUGUUGCAGAUUCGCCCGUCCGCCACUCGAUGGAGCAGCCGAGAUUGAUGGGGCACCUUCCCCCCAACAUGCCGCUAGAUCUGCAUGGCGGCAGGCCUCCCUUUUUCGGCCAUCAGCAGCAGCAACUGCAGCAUUUUGGAGAAAGCGUCCAGAUUCGUGGAAUCCACGAGCAGAGGUUUCCGGGACCGCCCCACCACAUGAUGCAAGGCCCGCCGGACUCUCUUCCUCCACGAGGUGACUUUUUUCGACCGCAAGGCCCGCGAGGAGAGUUUUUCCCUUCUCCGCAAGGAGGGCCACAUGGGCCUCCCCCACAUGGCCCUCCAUUUGGCCCGCCACCAUUUCCCAAUGAUCAAGGACCUAGGGGGCCUUUCCGUGGCUUCCCGCCCAUGGAUCCCCGUGGAGGAAUGGAGGACCAUCCGCGUUUUGGUGGUCGAGGCCCGUUCGAUGGUGCCGGUGGGCCGAAUAUUGGGGGUUGGAUUGAUGAGUAG
Messenger RNA from Closterium sp. Naga37s-1, 5562 nucleotides. Lineage: Eukaryota; Viridiplantae; Streptophyta; Zygnematophyceae; Desmidiales; Closteriaceae. The record is from the annotation of a GenBank genome assembly.